Molecule: messenger RNA, 8960 nt
Organism: Anarrhichthys ocellatus (wolf-eel)
Lineage: Eukaryota; Metazoa; Chordata; Actinopteri; Perciformes; Anarhichadidae
Product: leucine-rich repeat transmembrane neuronal protein 4-like
Exons: 2
Coding region: 288-1901 (537 amino acids)
Cellular component (GO): plasma membrane
Molecular function (GO): protein binding
Source: RefSeq, a predicted model, not a curated record
GGCGCUCAAAUGGGUUAUUGCGCACACAGCCGGCUGAACUAUAGCGGCGACUCCAACUACGACCCAAGUGUGAGGGCGCCCUGUUACCGCGCGUGAGACGGCGAUAAAGGAGAGCUUGCACCGCUGCGGAAAACUUGCGUAUAUAUUUGAUUUUCCCCUCUAAUUGAAGACAUAAGUGAUGCUCGGUAUGUGGAUCGACUCUGAGGCUGCAUGAACUGCGAUUGUUCCAUCUGAGAGCAGUUUAAUGUGCUCUUUAUUUCAGAGGAUUACUCCUUCAUUCACUAACUAUGGGUUCUGUGAUGUUGGACUGGAGGUUAUCAUGUCUUCUUCUGCAGACAGCUGUUUUGCUGCUGCUCAGCAAGGGGGAGAGGAUGUGCCCUGCGAGUUGUCGCUGCGAAGGGAAGAUUGUUUAUUGCGAGUCUGGCAUCUUCCAAGGCAUCCCAGAAAACAUCACCACGGGAUGCCAAGGUCUGUCUCUGCGCUAUAACAGCCUGCUGGUUCUGUUGCCGUACCAGUUUGCUCACCUCAAUCAGGUUAUCUGGCUUUAUUUGGACCACAACUCCAUCAAAGAUAUAGAUGCUUUAGCCUUCCAUGGUGUGCGCAGGCUCAAAGAACUCAUCCUCAGCUCCAACAAAAUAACUCAUCUGCACAAUAACACAUUCAGCGCAAUACCAAACCUGCGGAAUCUGGACCUGUCCUAUAAUCAGCUGCAGUCUCUGCAGCCAGGGCAUUUUUAUGGUCUGCGCAAGCUACAAAAUCUCCACUUUCGAUCUAAUGGCCUGAAGCAGAUCCUCAUUCGUACUUUUCUUGAAUGCCGCAGCCUGGAGUUUUUGGACUUAGGUUACAAUCGCUUGCGGAGCCUCACCCGCACAACGUUCUUAGGGCUGUUCAAGUUGAAAGAACUUCAUUUAGAGCACAAUCAAUUUUCCAGGAUUAAUUUCUUCAUUUUCCCGCGCCUUACCAACCUGCAGGCUCUUUAUUUGCAAUGGAACCGCAUACGAUCCAUGAAUCAAGGCGUGCCUUGGACCUGGCACAAACUCCAGAAAUUGGACCUGUCAGGGAAUGAAAUCCAAAUGUUGGACCCAACGGUUUUCCAGUGUAUGCCGAACUUACAAAUACUCAACCUUGAAUCGAACAAGCUCAGCAGCGUGCCUGUGAAGGCCGUGGCAGCGUGGACCUCACUAACUACCGUCAGCCUGGCCGGUAACGCCUGGGACUGCAGCCCCAGCAUCUGCCCUCUCAUGGGAUGGCUCAAAAACUUCAGAGACUCCAAAGACAUCACUAUGAUAUGCAGCAGCCCCAAGUCUGUGCAGGGCGAAAGAGUCGUGGAUGUGGUGAAGAAUCACUCGACAUGUGCGGACGUGUCUAAUGAUUUCUCAACCACUUCUCUCAUUGUUCUGACUUCCACCCAAAUUGGGAACACAACUCACCCUGACCUUACAACUGACCCUGGUACCGAGUCACCUGUACAGAGGUUAACCCCCUCGCCUGUCCGUCCUAGUGCGACACACAGAAAGACAACAGAGUCCACAAACAUGAGCUCCACCUCACCCAUCUCCCCUGAACCCCCUACAUUGUUUAUCCCAGAGCUACACUUUGAACAUAUGGCUUUCCAUAAAAUCAUUGCAGGCAGCGUAGCCCUGUUCCUGUCAGUGGCAUUGAUCCUGCUGGUUAUUUAUGUCUCGUGGAGGCGCUACCCCAACACCAUGAGGCAGCUGCAACAGCACUCGGUCAACCAUAAGCGCAGGAAAAAGGCCCGUAAGCAGGAGCAGGACCUUAACUCUCAGCUGCAAGAGUACUAUCUGAGCUACCAUUCCAACUCGGAGACAAUGGACUCUUUGGUGAAUGAGACAAGGCCGUGCACGUGCACCAUAUCAGGAUCCAUCGAAUGUGAGGUCUGAGCGGCCAACUCCACCUUACGAGACUAAAAGUGCAAUUGCUAAGCAGAGGUAAAUGGUCUUUCCACAAGAUGAAGGGCUUUUAUCUCUAAUGUGAGAUGACAGAUUCUGUAGCACUGAAUGAAAUACUUGGGGGCAUAGUACAAUAUCAUUAUGUGCACAGAAGAAGAAGACUGGAAUGGAGAGAUGUAUUUGGAGCUAAUUAUCACUCUGGCUGACACGAGAACAGUGACGGCGUCAGCCAGGUACUGUGUACAAUCUAACGUACCGCCUGGACCACUGCUAAAGUAGAAGUGAGCACUGUAGAGAGACUGACCUUAUUCUUAGUCAAACUGUGUUGUCAUAGAACAUACAAACCAACAAACCACUUUUUACUUGCUAGUUUAGAUUUUUAUUAUGUAGCUUGUAAAGGAUUUAGGAAGUAUGUGUCUGUGUGUGAGUGUGUUAUGGGGAUGAUCUGAUAGUGUCCUGGUUUACUGACUUCUGGUUGGAAGAGUUACAGUGUUGCAACUUAUUCUCACAAUAUACAGUUUGUCCAGUUAAACUCUGCUGCGUUUUAGCAUAUUAGUGCAGCAACUAGAAGUAGCAAUACCACUAUGAGUGGGGGAGCAAUCGUAGAGAGAGCGUCUUGUCCUGAGAUCUUUUGCAUGAAACCAAUCUCCUUACUACAAGAUGCUCUAAUGUUCUAAUUGAUGAUAAACUUGCAUUUCGGUUCAUUGUGGUACAUGCUAAACAAACAAAUUAUAUUCAAGUCUAAUCUCAGGAUUGAUGUUUUCCAAGCUGUAAAAUAAAAUCUGUCCGGUCCAACGAGGGCCUUGAUGUGUCAGAAGUAACAAUGUUGAUUUUCAUAAAGAAUUUUGUAUUCCUAUCAUUAUGAUUAUGCAUUGUUUGUGUAAAGACAUAAGAAAAUGGGGACUAGCCAUUCUAUGUGAUAAUGACUGUGUAAUUAAAAGAUUCCCGUGAUAAUUGAUGAAAAACUUGUGUGUGAUGAGAAUAUCGUCGACUGGUGCAUCACACGGAGAGAAAAGAAAAAUCCCUCUCUAAAUCCAUGCAUUGUGCUCUUGAUGUUAUGCAAUUCAUUGGAUUUGCUGUUGCAUGCAGGGGAGCUGACAUAUUUUCCAUCACGCAUCUGGUUUUCUGGCUCUUUUCUCUCUCUUCUUUUCCAUCCCCUCCUGGUAUUGACAACAGUAUUGAUUGUGUGUAUGGUUACACAUCUCGAACUAGGGGGGCCCCCAAUAGAAAUGAGCUGUGUUAUACAUAAGGCGAUGCCAUUCUUUGCUUGUACGUGAGACAAAAAGGAAUUCCAGUCCAGUGAAACCAAACAUAAUAUAAGAAUCUCUUUUUAUACAGCCAUGUAUUCUCUGUCAGUUCUGCGUUAUUGUUCUUAAAAGAAAGGGAGAAUAGAGGAAGGCUACUGAGGGACGGUGGUGUUACGGGUCAAGGCAGUUUUACUAUUAUCACCCACUUUGGUCUGUCUUCUCCGCGUCCCCUCCUGCCUUUUCUCCCUGCCUUAUUACUCUUUUUCCGCAGCUUUCUCACUGUGAGGAGAGAAAUUUAACCUGCACCAGGGGACAUAUGUGCAUGAAGGAUUAGGCAGUGGUGGUGCGAGUAUGUAAGAGCUAUCAACAAGGUGUUUUUAUUCCUGUGUGAGAAAAACAAUCAUCUAUUGCUCACCACAGUCCUUCCCCCACAGCUGUCAGUUGUCCUCUCAGACCUGUUUUGAAGUGAAGACAUCUGAUUCCUCUUCCUUUAGCUGGUUCACGCAUCUCGUGUGGAGUAAAGUUUGACUGGUCAAAGGUUGUUCAGAUAAGGAUUUAUGAUCUCCCACAGUUUACUUUCUAAACAUGACUCAGGCUUUCUUUUGCUCCCAGGCAGGCAUGGAGGUUCGCUGCCAACAGAAUUUAUAUCCAUAUUUAGUUUCUCGUACUUGCAUAUAUGAUGAAUUUCUCUCGAGGGCCAAUGGGAAAAUCUGUGAAGGCAUACAAAAAAUGUAAUAUGAACAGAACAAAUGAUUAGUUGAUUCAGCGUUGGCAGAUAUUGUAAUUAGUGUUUGAUUUGUCAUAUUAUGACUGAUGAAAAGCAAUUCCCCGUGUUUUGAAAUCUUUUGGUGUUGUGUAGCUGAGAGGCGAAUGCUGAUUAGAGAGCUGUGAUCUGCACCUUGUAGAACAUUAUUGAGGAUAUUUGUUUGAAUGAAGAAUUGUGGAGUGCACACUAUUGACUUAGUAAACAAUGCACAAAUAGAACCACACUCCACUGGAAUCUGAAAAACUACUGUAUGUUCCAAGAAUUCAAAAUGUCUUUUUGAGUUAAUCAAUGUAUAAAACCACGAUACUUCAAGCGGAUGAGCAAGGCCAAAAAAACAGAAUCAGUCAAAUCUUGCCUGGAAACAUCCAGAAAUACAGUGUGUGCUUCCUGUAAACACUCACUGUGAGGGGCAACCUGCUCAGCCCUCACUGGCAGGCAUGACAUUUUGAUUUACAUCUCUUAUUAGGGAUCUUUCUCAGGUAACAUGUGUGAUAUUCUGCUCAUCAUUGCCAAAGGUUUUGCCAGAGAUUUAAAAGGUAGGCAUACAAAUAUUAUCAAUAUACCCCCAAAUACAUAUUUUCUUUUUAUCCGGUUGCCUGAUUUCCAUUUAUGAGGGAAGUACUUUAAAGUAUUUGUUCACCAUUUUGGUAAAUAAGCUUAUUUGCUUUCUGGCAGGUAAAGAGAUGAGAAGAUUAACAUCACUCUCUUGUCUGUCCAGUUAGCUGGUUAGCUUAGCAUAAAGACUGGAAACAGGAGGAAACAGCUAGCAUGGCCCUCUGCAAAUACUACAAAAUCUUUUAAAUCUGCCUUGUCCGUGCAAAAACCAAAGUGUAAAAGCAAGAAGUUGAAGUGUAUGUACUGGACUAUUUUGUUGCCAGGAACAAUAACUUGCUGGAGUCUCUGUUGGUUGCCUGGCAACCUCAAUGUGAGGACAACACUGCGGGACUCUUUCUUGUUCGGACUAAACAAACCAGAUAGUAAUAAGUGACGGAGUGUUACCUUUGGGACAGAGACAUGAAAGCUUUUUACUCUUCCAAGGCUGUAGCUUCAUAUUUAGCGAACAGACAGAACAAUUCCUUGAAGCAAAGAUAUAUUUUGAGAAAAAGCUAUCAGCAAAUCAAUUGUGCUAAUUUUCUAAAAAUGCUCUUAGCUCCUUUCCUUUCAUUAUUAUUCUCUGCGUUUGCACUACCAUCCACUGAAAGGGAUUUUUUCAAGGAUGACCGAGCCAGAGAGGUCUUAAUUUGGACAAAAAAAAGCUCACUAGACAGAAAACUCUUUCAUUCUUUCUUUCUGUUUCUAUCUUUUUUUGUGUCUUUCUUUCUUCCUUAACAACUAGCAGCAUCAUAUCUACUCUAAUAUGAAUGGAAGUAUCCAACAUGUAGUACGUUUAAGCAAGCUAGUCAAAAAUAAUGAGUUGCGGCAGUCAAAUUUAAAUGAUUAACGUCAGCUGAAAAUAGAGUCAUUGAAGUGUGAAAGUAUUGAGAGACAGUUGGCACAGUUGAGAAAAGUUGAUCAGUCUCCUGCACUCCAAAACAGGAUUUCUACGUCACCCCACCUUUUGUGCAAAUUAAUUUGAAUGCUAAUGCUUUUGUUACGUGUCCCAGUGGACCCUCAGAGGAAGAGAAAAUGGCCUUGCUGCUUCUUUGUCCGUGUCAAAGUGUUGGUGGUGAUGAGAAAGACCGUAGAAGUUUUUAUUUUCUCACUUCACAAUCCAUUACUCAGUUGAAACGGGGACAUACACAGGAUGCUAAUGAGAAAUUGCUCUGCGUUUGUCAAAGCAGUGGGAAGUAGGAACUUCAAUCAGUCAACACAAUUGUUCAUUGUGUGGUCGUGUCUGGUCAAUAUCUUCAUUACAGUUGUGAUUUGUGUCCCUGUAAUGAUUCCGGGAGUCAAGUUUUUUCACAGUAAUAUAGUUUUCCAUUACAGUAGAAUGCUUUCAGUGAUAUUGUACGACAUUAUAAGAACCAGAAGUGAAAAGAUUGUUCCAAACAUGUAGUGUGAUAUAUUACAUUUUACGACUUACUUUCUCAUCCAUAUUAAGUGAUCCCAGAGCAGCUUUCGUUUACUUAACAUCAGAAAAUCAUUUGGAGCAUAAAAGCAGUUAACAGCGUGACCUUUAUAGCUGCAUUUUUACUUCCACUUGACAAAAUGUCUGCUACAUUUAGAGCCUUAAAUCCCAGUUGUAUAUAUUGUGGCCACAGAUUUAGAACUUAGAUAAAGUGAUCUUGGAUCUCACACUGCUGUGCAUGCACCACUGUAUGAUGUAACAGUAAUAUAGUGCUUUCUUUGGAGAGCUUUCAUUGUUUCUCUGAUUUAUUUCCCCUGAUUCUUCAACUGCUCUGCUUCCCACACAAGGGAAAUCAACCAAAAGCCAACAACAAUUAAAUGUAUAAGAUUUAUAAGCAGUGCACCUAGUCAUGUUGUUGUUUCCUUAGUAAUAAAACAUCAUGGUCUCUAUGAUAAAGACAGUGUGGCCGUGUCCAUGGAGGAUCCACUUUAGAGAUAAAAAGGAAAGUCAUUCAGUUCUGUGAAAAGAAAUGUCCUGUGUUUGGUAACCUCACACACACACACACACACACACACACACACACACACACACACACACAACUCAAACUAUCCCUUCAAAGACAGUCUUGUGAUUUGACAGCUGCCUAUGUGACUGACAGCAAGCUGACUUGACAAAACCGGAGCACAAACUAACAAUAAUACAAAAAAAUGAUGUGAAUCAGGUACACAUCCUGGCCAGAUUCUUUCCAUUGUUGUUGCUGUUCUUUUAAAUCCCGAGGAGCUGAAAUACAGUAAAAUCUGUAUUUCAUUUGGAGGCAGAUUGGGUUUUAAACUUCUGAAACACAUUCAAAAUCCCAACAUGUAAAUGUUUUGAUUCCAACAUACUGCAUGUAACAGCAGAAGCACAAACACUGCCGUUAUAAACGGCUGUAAAAUAUGGCUCUUAUUAAAUUUUGUUAUGAGUAGGGAGUCCUUCUGACAGAAGUCCCUCAGGCUCAAUGCUGUGGGCUUCUCUGCAACUGCAUGAAUGAUCGCAGCGUUAGAGCAUCAGGGGCAUACAGUGCCACAGUGUUCUGAAACACCCUAAUAAAGAUAAAAAGUACCGAAACCAUCUUUAUUACCACAGAGACUCCACAGUGAACGUUGUUAAAGGGCAGGGGAAAAAACAAGUUACACAGAAAUGAAUGGGCAGCUGAUGGAUGUCGGAUCACUGAGGUUUGACUGAACCUUAUAGCAGCGGGGAUUUCCCCUACAGGGUCCUCUCUGAUUUCUUUGUUUGUAAAGUGGCGUUGAGUAAUCUGUGUAUCCAUGUACCUCGAUGGCAACCCAAAGAGCAUCAGCCGGACACAGUUGACACUUUGGCAUAAAUAAUAGAACCGCAUUUUCAGCAGAGCUUGUUUGCUAAUUAGAGCAAGCUCCAUCAGCAGAAGUGGAUAUAUAUCACAUUUGAAAGUAGUAGGAACAAUGCUUUUUUAUCAUUUGACAUUUCUUUGCCCUAAAGAAUCAAAUCUCUCGGUCAUAGCUUCAGCCCACUGAAAGCAAUGCAUUUCUCAAUUUUUCCAACGGGGCAGUAGAACUCUCACUUGUUGACAAAUCAUUGAGUUGUCUUGUAAUGAUAUAUGAUUGAGGUCGUCUGUGUGACUCCCAAUCACCCAAUCAUUCAUCACUAUUGCUGGUACAGACAUGCCUCCUCACAGCUGAUUUAAAUUGCCAGUUCUUGUUGUUUUUAGUCCUUUUAUCUAAGAGCAGAACAAGCUUCGAAUGAUAAACUUUUUAAAAGUUACAUAUGAGAGAGCCUGCGGUGGUUUGACAACAGUGAUCACCCUGCUUUUUGUUUCAAAACAACGAUCCAGAGUGAGAAAAGCUACUUCUAUAGAAUGCAUUUCUCCUCAACUCAAUGCUGCAUUUACACUCAGUUCAAUAACACACCAAUGGGCUGAGGUAAUGAUUGCUCCUUAACUACCCGGUCUAAUCUACUCAUGACAUUUAUGACUCUAACACAUUUGUCAAUGUGCUUUACAGUGACAGAAGUGAGCGUCUGUGGAUCACCAUGAGCGUAUGAUUACUGCGGCUAGAAAUAGUGAACUAAUUAAUAAGUGGUUAGCUGAUGACUCAUUUCAUUGUUGCCUUUAGUGUCCUGAUUGCUCUUGAAAUACCAUUGAUAAUACCAUUCACCAUGGGUAUCUAUGAAAUAAUUUAUUUUGGCACAAUUAGCAUGAUUUCAAUUUUCAUAUCUUAUGCAUUUUUAUACAAAAAUACAUCACUGUAAUAUUCAUCUCUAGUCAUCUCUAGAAUGUUAUGAUAACUUGAGUAGUCAUGUGCAAUGAGUAUUGUCACAGCAAAUUGCUUUGCUUGGUUAGACUAGAAAGACAUUUUAACAUUUUAAACUGAUUUAAUUUAUUUAUAUGCUUAUAAAUUUAUAUUCAAUACAUGCAUACCAGAGCAGCAAGAAAGUUGGAAAGACUAAGCGACAGUGUUUUUAUUUUAUUUUUGUGUUUGACAUUUCUGUGGCACUAAUCUCUAAAGGACAAGUAAUGGAGUCAAGUUGUAUAAAUUAUUACAGUAAUUGUUUAGCAAGCUAUGGUCUGUACAUGACAGAAUGUGCAUUUGAACUACAAAUCCAGCAUACAGAUAAAUAAAACAUGCUCAUGUAAUACAUUCAUAUACGUAUUAGUAGCUGCACUGAUCUGCAUAUUUACAUCAGUGUAAAGUUGUUUCUUAAAUAUUCAAUAUUUAUUUUAUUGUCAACAAUUCCCAACGACCAAUGUGUUCGUGGGUCACUUAAUACUUCAUAACCUCCCUAGCUUGUGUGUGGUUCUCAGCCCCAAGCAUAUUGUUUCCUACUUAUAAGACAUAAAUCUUGACAAAAAGGUCACAAAUGUACACUUUCAUUUAAAAAAUGAAAAUAAAUCCCUUACAAUUUCCCACUGCAGGACUGUUAAUGUGAGAUCCCCUUAAAAUACACGACAGUGCCCAGGUUUAUCAUAAUAGAAUAAAAUGACUCCUCCUUUAAGCCUUGCAUUUAGUAGG